UUUUCAUUCAUACAACAGCAGCAGAAUGGGCAUUCACAAUCUCGCCAAGUUGCUUGCCGACCAAGCCCCGCACUGCGUUCGCGAGAACGUCAUCAAGGCUUACUUUGGUCGCAAGGUCGCCAUUGACGCUUCGAUGAGCAUGUACCAGUUCCUCAUUGCCGUGCGCUCCGAGGGCAACCAGCUCAUGAACGAUGCUGGCGAGACAACGAGUCAUCUUGUCGGCUUCUUCUAUCGCACCAUUCGCAUGCUUGAAAACGGCAUCAAGCCCGUCUAUGUCUUUGAUGGAAAGCCACCAGUGAUGAAGUCUGGCGAGCUCGCCAAGCGCACUGCGCGCCGAGAGGAAGCCCAGGCAUCGCUCGACGCUGCAACGGAAGCCGGCGAGUCGGAAACGAUGGAAAAGUUCCAGCGUCGACUGGUCAAGGUGACCAAAGAGCACAACGAAGAGUGCAAACGCCUCCUGACGCUCAUGGGCGUGCCGUACAUUUCGGCGCCGUGUGAAGCCGAGGCGCAGUGUGCGGCCCUUGUCAAGUCGGGCUCAGUGUUUGCGGCCGGUACCGAGGAUAUGGAUGCCCUCACGUUCGGCUCCAAGGUCUUGCUCCGCCACUUGACAUUCUCGGAAGCGCGCAAAAUGCCCAUCAAGGAGUUCAACUUGGACCGUGCGCUCGAAGGCCUCAAGCUCACCAUGGAGCAGUUUGUCGACCUGUGCAUCUUGCUUGGCUGCGACUACUGCGAGUCCAUCAAGGGCAUUGGUCCGACCCGCGCCUACGCGCUCAUCCAAGAGUACAAGACAAUCGAGGAGAUUAUCAAAAACCUCGACACUGAAAAGUACCCGCUCCCUGCCAACUGGGCGUUCGCCGAGGCCCGUACCUUGUUCCUCGAACCCGAGGUGACGCCAGGCGAGGAGCUUGAUCUCAAGUGGACUGCGCCCGAUGUCGAAGGCCUUGUCAAGUUCAUGGUGCAGGAGAAGGGCUUUAGCGAGGAUCGCAUUCGCAACAAUGCAGCCAAGCUCGUCGAUCUGAAGAGCACCGCCACACAAGGGCGUCUUGACAACUUCUUUACCGUGUCCGGGGUUGUUUCGUCCAAGCGAAAGUCCGAAGAAGAAUUGGCAAAGGAAGCCAAGAAGGGUCGCAUGAGCGUCAAGAGUAUGGUUAAGGGUGGCUCUGCCGCCAGCAAAUCCAAGAAGAAGUAUUAGACGUACUUUUCUUGUUUUGUUGUUGAUUGAUGGAAUGUUAAUGUUGCUGCGAAACGCAUGCUACAGUAGUGCAACUUUACUUUAAUGAAAGAGUCUAGUACCAUGG
Capsaspora owczarzaki ATCC 30864 is the source of this 1298-nucleotide messenger RNA. RefSeq names its product flap endonuclease 1-B. Bases 26 to 1192 code for a protein of 388 amino acids. Gene Ontology annotation, cellular component: nucleus. Gene Ontology annotation, molecular function: magnesium ion binding; RNA-DNA hybrid ribonuclease activity; manganese ion binding. The transcript has 7 exons. Lineage: Eukaryota; Filasterea; Ministeriida; Capsasporidae. The record is from RefSeq and is a predicted model, not a curated record.